This is a messenger RNA of Cetraspora pellucida, 265 nucleotides long. The record is from the annotation of a GenBank genome assembly. Lineage: Eukaryota; Fungi; Glomeromycota; Glomeromycetes; Diversisporales; Gigasporaceae.
UACUAACUUAGAUAAUACAAAAUCUGAAAUAAAUAAUCUAAAUAAUUCUAUUUUGUUAGAUAGUGAUGAUGCAACUACAGAUUCAGAAACAAGCAAUAAUUCAUUAAAUAAUCAACAUAUACAGUCAGCAUCUUUAAUUGAGUUAAUAGAAGAUGAAUAUCAAGAACAAGAAACUGAAACUAUAAAUUUUGUUAAUAAUUUUGAUAUUUCUGUAGAAACAGUUAAUUAUUUGCAACAUCCAGCUAUUGAUCCACAAGCUAAAUAA